Molecule: messenger RNA, 1081 nt
Organism: Ricinus communis (castor bean)
Lineage: Eukaryota; Viridiplantae; Streptophyta; Magnoliopsida; Malpighiales; Euphorbiaceae
Exons: 3
Coding region: 81-863 (260 amino acids)
Biological process (GO): DNA-templated transcription termination
Source: RefSeq, a predicted model, not a curated record
UCUGAUAUAAGAAAAAAAUAAUAAUGCUCGAGUCAAAUCCAUUUGCUUAUUGAGAACCUAAACAGAGGUUUCUUGAAAAUAUGGAUGCGGUUGUUUUCCAUUCUCAUUCAGUCUUCAAUUUUCCUUCUUGUUUAUCUUUCAACAGGCAGCUUAAUCUGAGAAAAUUCUCCUGCUCUUUCAAAGAUGGGCCUUCAACCUUUUCUUGGCAAAAACGCGUCCUUCAAUUAAGUAUUUCUAACACAAAAUCUGAUGGAAGUAGAAGAGGCAGAUCUCCAAGGAAAAGUUCUUCACCAGGAAAGAGAAAAAAGGAGGAUAAGAGUGAAAAGUAUCAAUUUUCUGACGGCAAACUCCCCAGGUCACCUGAAAAAGAUGAGAUUAUUGCCCUAUUCAGACGGAUACAUUCCUCAAUCUCAAAGGGAGAGGCUAAGAGUACUCAGCAGACAGACAUCAACUUCUCUGAGGACAAGUCCCCAACUGAAUCAAUUCUGGAGGCUCUUCGCCAAUCAAGGAAGCCAGUAAAAGGAAGGGAACAGGAUAGAGUGUCAAUGCAGAAACGAGGUGUGCCUAAAGAGGGUCCUAAACUACAAAAUAAUGCCCAACAUAUGGCAGCAAAAUUUAACUUUACCCGACCACCAUCUAAAUUUAUUAGGAGGUCCCCAAUAUCUUCUCCGUCAUUUCCAAGAGGAAGCCCUACUGAGUUGAACAAUGAUCCAUCAGCAUCCACAGAGAGUGAUAAGGUGUUGGAGUUGCCACAAAUAGAGGAAAUGAAGCUGCCCGAGCUGAAGGAACUAGCCAAGUCCAGAGGAAUUAAAGGUUACUCGAAGCUGAAGAAAGGUGAGCUUUUGGAAUUACUCAGAUCCUAAAAACUAAAACACAUACUAGCAGCUGGAAGUUAACAGAUGUUAAAGCAAGAAAAUCCAAGAAUUUUUCAUUCAAUUGCAGCUUCUUUUCUUGCCCUUUUUUCAAAUUCUGUUUACAUAGGUAUAAGAUUGCUUUUCCAUUGGAAUCGGCUGAACGAUGUCUAUUUAGUUCUUUGUUCUGUUGAUUGUCCUUGUUAUUGAGGUUGUUUGUGUUCGUUCCA